CCACCCAUGACAUCAUUGACGCAGAGGUGACCUGCAAAGCUGCCCAAAUGGAGGUGUCCAUCUCGAAGUGCAAGCUGUUCCAGCUGGGCUUCGAGCGGGAGGGGGUGCGGGUCAACGACCGCCACUGUCCCGGCAUCGAAGGGGAGGACUUCAUCUCCUUCCAGAUCAACAACACCAAGGGCAACUGUGGCAACGUGGUGCAGUCGAACAGUACACAUAUUGUGUACAAGAACACGGUGUGGAUCGAGAGUGCGAACAACACAGGCAACAUCAUCACCCGAGACCGGACCAUCAACGUGGAGUUUUCCUGCGCCUACGAGCUGGACAUCAAGAUCUCCCUGGAUUCGGUCGUGCGGCCGAUGCUCAGCGUGAUUAACCUGACGGUGCCGACGCAGGAAGGGAGCUUCACGACCAAGAUGGCCCUGUACAAGAACUCCUCCUACAAGCACCCCUACCGGCAGGGCGAGGUGGUGCUCACCACCCGGGAUGUUCUCUACGUGGGGGUCUUUGUCGUUGGGGCCGAUUCCAACCACUUGAUCCUGAUGCUGAACAAGUGCUACGCGACCCCCUCACGGGACAGCAAUGACAAGCUGCGCUACUUCAUCAUCGAGGGAGGGUGA
Molecule: messenger RNA, 620 nt
Organism: Balearica regulorum gibbericeps (East African grey crowned-crane)
Lineage: Eukaryota; Metazoa; Chordata; Aves; Gruiformes; Gruidae
Source: RefSeq, a predicted model, not a curated record